Metarhizium acridum CQMa 102 is the source of this 1797-nucleotide messenger RNA. The record is from RefSeq and is a predicted model, not a curated record. NCBI's taxonomy places the organism in Eukaryota, Fungi, Ascomycota, Sordariomycetes, Hypocreales, Clavicipitaceae.
AUGGUGGAUGUUCCUAAGUGGAUUAAUGGAAUUUCUUCUUUCACAGAUGAGACCAGAUAUUAUCCUGAUCUUCCAACAUCUCAGCAGGAAUCCCGCAAGCGAACCCAUCCUCUCUCACCAGACCCAAGCUCCAUGGACGGGGCGUUAACUCCAACGAAGAGGAGGCGGCAGCAUGAUGCAGAUCCAACGCCAGUGGCGACAGCUCUGAAGCAACCACCCAGAGCUCCGAGAACCAUGUCCUCCUCUCCUACAAAGUCAUCCGCGAGUAUUCGAUCUAGCUCGCAAUCAUCAUCCCGCCGCACAUUUACCUCCCUGCAGGUCUACGAAGAAGGGAUAAUCCCUCGCCAACUAAGCGGACUUCAAACUCAAAAUCUUCCGUCGUCGAUUGAAAAGGCACUACUGAGGAUCAGACAGAUCGACCGCUGCAAAGGCAUCUUGUCACCGCGGUCGGACCCGUCCAAGUUCGAGACAUUCAGACGUGGCAACGACCUUGACAUGGAUGUUUUUGCCAAGUCAGAGACCGAUGGUAGUAGGCUUACGCCUGAAGAGGCGUUGGACAUCGCAGAAGGUGCCCGUCGCUGCUUCGAGAAGAAUCAUGACGAAGACAAUUGGACGUGUGAUGUCCACCACGUGCUGUUCAAAAAAGUGUUUCGCAGGUCAAGCCCAAACGCUCAACAAAACCUUGUCGAUUUCGCUCGAUGCACAAGCGCUUACAUUAUUCGGGAAUACUUGCCGACAGCAGCACCUGAUCGACGGAUUGACAUGUGUACGUAUAUCGAUCCCUCGGCCGAACCAGAUUAUGCGACUAGAAUCGACAAAUUACGACAAACGUUGCCCGAACAAAGCAUCAAUCACUCUUCAUACAUCGCCCUGCGCAACUGCCCGACUUCCUGCAGCGUAGAGAUCAAAAGGUCUGGCAAUGAUUUUGAUGGUGCGGUUCUGCAAAUAGGCGUACGGCAGGCUGCUCAAUGGAAGAUGCUGCGGGCCCUGCUGCAGACCGCGGCACGCCAGCGCAUUUCCGCCCGUCAGGCAAUGACCAGCCAAGACGACGUGUUCGUCGAUGAUGGCGAAGAGGGGUGGUAUGUUGACGAGUCGCUUAAAAAAUUGGGAGCCCUUCCUGGCAUAUAUUCUCAGGGACAUGAAUGGUAUUACGUCGCAACGUCGCCGGAAAUAAGGGACGAACAAGGUCGGCCCUCACUGAGAACGUAUGUCACGAUGAGGUUCUCUGGAUACAACUUUGCUAUUCCCGCCGCAACUACAUGUCAGGCAAGCCGGAGAUGUCUAAUUUAUGGCGUGGCAAAGGACGCCUAUGCAUUUUCUGACUUCAAAGUCUUAGGCCUGCUCACUUAUCCGAGACAGUCUGAUGCUGCAAAACAUCGAGUCAAUCUUUUGAAUCACGCUGGGAAUAAGCUCAGAGACUUCGGCUUUGUCGAUGGAUCAGACAAUUUGGUUUCACACAAGGAGCUAUUAGGCAACCAGCGACACGGGCAGGAAAAUCUCAGAGGCGAGAUGGCUUACCAGACAACCGGGGCGGAAAGCAGAGGCAACCUCAUUGCGAAGAUGUUGCGUCUGGAGACAAUCCACUAUUUGAAUUGGUGUGGUAAUGUUGCCAUUCUUACCGGCUCAGUCAACGCUUAUGGGGUUGGGCCAUUGCAUAAUUCAAUAGCCGUACUCGGAUUCACGGCCACGAGACAGGGGAAUGGCCUUGUCUGGUCAUCACCAUUGCAACCAGCGCGGGUGCCAGCGAGACUUGCGGCGAGCCAAGGCAGCGAGUGGACUUCUCACCCUUGUUUAUGA